GCGCACUGAGCUGAAGGAUCUUCCAGGCACCAAACUACCUUGUCAAGAGCUCUGAGAAUCAGAGCUGAUGGGAGAGAAGCUAGAGCGCGAAAGUAAAAUGGACUCCCUGUAUUGAUUCUGCUUCCUGACUCCCGGAGGACUUCAGCCCAGAGGAAUGAAAGCCUGAGCACAACCUUUCACCUAGGCUCUGCUAACCAAGAACAAACCGCAAGCCCAAGUGCAUUAUAAGAAGGCCCAGACCUGCCCUGCUCAGAUGCUCCAGGUCCGACGAAUCUGCUGCCUCUUUUCUCUGGCCCUUCAGCGAUGCGACUGCAUCUGUUGCUCUACAUUCUUUUCUUCUUUGUGACACUCCUGCUUCCGGUAAGAAGCGGUUUAGGUCCUGCUGAAGGCCACUGUCUCAACCUGUCAGGCAUCUGCAGAAGAACCACCUGUAAGCUAACAGAAGAUGAAAUUGGUGGCUGCCGGAGAAGGUGGAAAUGCUGUAGACCGUGGUGGAUUCUUAUACCUGUUCCAACACCUGUUGUCUUUUCAGAGUAUCAAGAAGCAGUUAAGCCCAGGGUAAAAUGAAACCAUCAAACCAUCAAAAGGAAAGUUCUCUGUCUCUA
This is a messenger RNA of Fukomys damarensis (Damara mole-rat), 605 nucleotides long. RefSeq names its product defensin beta 109B (gene Defb109b). The transcript is spliced from 4 exons. The record is from RefSeq and is a predicted model, not a curated record. Gene Ontology annotation, biological process: cell chemotaxis; defense response to bacterium. Lineage: Eukaryota; Metazoa; Chordata; Mammalia; Rodentia; Bathyergidae. The coding region runs from base 304 to 567 and encodes 87 amino acids. Gene Ontology annotation, molecular function: chemoattractant activity; CCR6 chemokine receptor binding.